CAGAGGUUUAUGGUAGGACGUCAUAUGAUGAAAUUAGGCCUACUUCAAGUGCGCGUAAAAGUGAUCUUGUCCGGAUGUCAUUUUUGCGACCCUUGGCUGCCUUUUCUGCUUUGAGGAAUUGUCCUAUUUUAACGAAAAAGAAGCCCCUGCCUCAAGCCCCACGGGGAGGAGUUCAAAGAUGUUUAAUGCUUCAUACUGUAAGUGCACUAUGAAGAAACUAAAAUGUGCCAUUGUAAUCACCUUCGUUUUUGCACUCCUUGGGAUUAUGCUGAUGUUUUCACAAAUCUGGUCAAGUGGAUACUGGUUCUCUGAGUCACAAGGCCAACAUUGUGUCAAAAAGAUGAACUGUUCUGUUUCCAAUUGUCUUCAUGCAGUAUCAACAGAAACAUUUGUCGGUAUCCAAGGAUGCAAAACAUUAUAUUUUAAUGCCUUCUUGGAACAUCGGACUUCUUUUCCAAGUGUCAGAGUCUUAGCUAUUGUGUGGCGGGCUGAAGAAACUCCUCAUUACUGUGUUUUGUAUUGUGAAGAUUUGUUGUUUGUAGUUUCCGCAAAGAAGACCGUUCACAGCAGCCAUUAUGGUUUCCCUUAUGGAAUGGCUGAUUUUCUCUGCACCAUUCCAGGGGAUUGCAAACCAAAGCAUGCAGCCCUCACUACUGCUGGGAGUGAUUAUGUGAACAGCACCUUCAUAAGUGUUCUUAAUCAGGAGCCAAGAGACAGUGAGUUCCCAGUGGACAUCACCGUCUGUAUCAGUACCAUGUUUAAUGGGUACAACAAUGUCCUCCAGUUCAUCCAGGCUAUGGAGAUGUAUUAUCUACUAGGAGCCCAGAAGGUGGUGGUCUACAAAAGUAGCUGCAGCCCAGGCAUGGAAGAAGUGCUGCGCUACUACCAAGAUAACUUGGGAUUUGUGGAAGUCCUCCCUUGGCCAAUCAGUGCCCACAUCAAUGUGUCCUCCGAUUGGUUGGUCUCGGUGUCCCCUGGUGACCUCCAUUACAAUGGACAAAUCCAAGCACUCCAUGAUUGUAUGUAUCGUAACAUGUACAGUUCCAAGUAUGUGUUUUUACACGAUCCAGAUGAGAUCAUCCUUCCAUAUCUGGAUAAAAGCUGGAGGGACUUCCUAGAGAGGUUGAGGGCCAAGUAUGGAGACGUCAACUACUCCUUUGAGAAUAAUGUCUUCCCUGUUGAGGAGUUUGACGACAGCGGGAGGUACUACCUGAAGGAGUGGGCUUCCCUUCCUGGUGAGAGCUUCCUACAGCACACUCUUCGAGAGCCACUUCCAAUGUUUCCCCCCCCAUCAGGAAAACUGAUCAUCAAUCCACGAACUGUGUUUGAAUUGAAUGUGCACCUAGUGGACAGAGGCAGCACUAGUACUGUCAAGGUGCCACCCUCCUUGGGGAGAAUGUAUCACAUCCGGCGCAGGAAAAACAAAGCACUGAAAAGGAAUGAUUUGAUUGUAGAUGAAGGGUUGUGGAAAUGGGCUCCACAAAUGAUCAGGGAAGUGAAUAAAGCGCUCAGUCGAAUGAACUUGUUUUCUCAGAAGCACCAAAUGCAUUAAAACAUGCUCAGGAAUACAGAUAAUGUGUACAUAGUUUAGUUUGAUUUGUUAAAAGAUAUUGUAAUGCUUCAACCUUUUUCAACCCAAGGACCCCUGAGCACGGACCUCCACCCCUUAAUUGACCCAAAUUUAGGCCUGAUAUUCAUUAUAUUCCUUAUAUUUAUAUCAUAUAUUCUUAUUUUUGGGGCUAAAUAUCAGAAACACACACACACACACACACACACACUUCACCUACACAUGUAUACAUGUGGGAGGUUGGCGUUUUAGGCCGAAAAUCAGGACCGGUAUUCACAAAGAUUUUUAUCUUAGCACUAAGAGUAGGCCUACUCCUAAAUCGCGCUAAAAGAUAUUAGCUAGGAGUUUUCUCUGAAAAGUUAUUCACAAAGCCUUUCAGACCUUUUAGUAAGGAGAAACGACAACUCCUAAACUAAUAGUUGCUGCGUUUACAUGAGAGCUUUAAUUCCGAAUAAAACCAAGUUAAUUCGGAAUACAAGUUAAUUCCGCUUUAAAAGAGACCAUGUAAACACUUAUUCCGCUUGAAAAUGAUUAUUCGUAAUCAAACUUAAUUCCGAUUUAAGUGGUUGGUUUAUUCCGAUGUUAAGUAAGGGAUAAUGUAUAGAACGCCGGUCAUUAUCGGAAAAUAA
This is a messenger RNA of Sardina pilchardus (European sardine), 2196 nucleotides long. RefSeq lists its product as uncharacterized. Gene Ontology annotation, molecular function: glycosyltransferase activity. The coding region runs from base 179 to 1552 and encodes 457 amino acids. NCBI's taxonomy places the organism in Eukaryota, Metazoa, Chordata, Actinopteri, Clupeiformes, Clupeidae. The transcript has 2 exons. The record is from RefSeq and is a predicted model, not a curated record. Gene Ontology annotation, cellular component: cytoplasm.